AUGAAAUCGAUGAGCUGUGCUCGAGGAAAAGGCCAUACUUCCUGCUCCCCUCCUCCUCCUCCUGGGAACGGCUUGGAUCACCGGGGGAUGCUCUUGCUGAUCUCUCUGGGGUUUGUGACACUUGCAUCAUCGUGCUUGACAGCUGUCUCUCUUUACCAUGUUAUUGCGUUAAAAGCAGAACUUGCCCUUCUGAGCAGCAAGUUGAACUGCAGGGUCCAGUCAAGGACCUCGUUCCCCAUGUCGCUGGGGACUCUGGACCGGAUCCAAGAGCCCAGGGACCUCAUUCCCCGCUUGAAGGUGGUCGAAGCAGCUUCUCACCAGGGGAUCUCAUCUGGCUUGCAUCAAAACAGUCCAGAGAUAAUGUGGAGCAGAAACAGAAGGAAAAGGUCUCCAUCACAUGUCGGCGAAGCAGACGAUUCAAGUAUAGUUCCGUGGCUGCUUAGCUUUAAAAGAGGAACAGCCCUGCAAGAACAAGGGAAUAAAAUACUAGUUAGAGAGACUGGCUACUUUUUCAUAUAUGGCCAGGUUUUAUACACGGAUGAGCUGUUUGUGAUGGGUCACUUAAUCCAGAGGAAGAAAGCCAACGUGGUCGGCGACGACCUCAGUUUGGUGACAUUAUUUCGUUGCAUCCAAAACAUGCCUCAGGCAAAUCCAAACAACUCUUGCUACACUGCUG
Gekko japonicus is the source of this 676-nucleotide messenger RNA. It is a transcript of the gene TNFSF13B, whose product is annotated as tumor necrosis factor superfamily member 13b. Gene Ontology annotation, molecular function: tumor necrosis factor receptor binding; receptor ligand activity. The record is from RefSeq and is a predicted model, not a curated record. Gene Ontology annotation, biological process: immune response. Gene Ontology annotation, cellular component: membrane. The transcript has 4 exons. The annotation marks the transcript as partial. NCBI's taxonomy places the organism in Eukaryota, Metazoa, Chordata, Lepidosauria, Squamata, Gekkonidae.